AUGUUCGCAAACGGGACAGAACGUGCGGAGAGGGAUCGACGCACAAACGGAAACUCUGUCACAAACGGGAACCACAACCUGAAUUCGCAGAUCAACGGAGGUCCAUCUACAAAUGGAAUCAGUAUUAAUGGCAGCAGAAACAAUGUCAAUGGCGCCCAUGUCUAUGUGUGCUACUACGGAUAUUGCGGCCAACGAUUCACUACUGAGGCGGCUUAUUCAUCUCACGUUGAUGAAGAGCACCAAAGAAGGCCUAGUAAUCAGGAAUUUCCGUGUACCUAUCCGGGUUGCGGCACUUUCUUCUCAGUUGCGACGGACUGGACAGAUCACGAACUUGAACAUGAUGAGGAAUAUAUCACGAAUCCGACCAACAUUUAUUGGGUUUGCUCAGAACCUAGAGGUACAGGAGCGUGCAACACAUCCUUCACCGCGAAACAACGUACCCAGUUCGCAGAACACUUAGUAACCCUGCACGGGGUGGGCCGAUCAUGGAGUGCGGUGAUCCCAGUCCUCGGGAGAUCGAGUUUUCCGAUCUACGCUGACGGAUUCUACUGCCCAUGGUGUGUUAAGGGUAUCAAAUACAACGAUCCAGACUUUUUACGAUCCUUUGUUAUCUGUGGUUUGGACCAGCCGCUGCGUUUGGAUCACUUGCAACGGCACAUGUUAGACGAUGGGAACUCUAACGGGCACUUGCCUACUGCGGGAAAGUCAGUGGUUGAGCUUGAUGACCACUGGUUGCUGAACCAUGGGAAACAUGGUUCCUCUUCCACCGGAACUUCGUAUGAUAUAAUGAAUUGGCACCUAGUGACAGGUCACUACGCAAUAAUCAAUACCCAACACCUUAUGGAUGGUGGACAUAGAAAACGCCACCCUACCGCCGCACCGUCAACCAAGAUAGAAGGCCUGAAUAAUCUACCGCAGAAACAUUCAGGCCCACAAAGAAGACUGGAAGGAUGUGGCAACUGCUUGUUUGACAUCGUUUACCGCAUUCUUUGUGGAGAAACACCGAUCCUUGCUGGCCGACAGAAAGUUUUCACCAAUCAAACUCUUGGCCUUUACCGACCAUCAUUCGUCAUGGCAGGAUACCCAGAUAUUCUCCGCAAAUUUCGCGAUGUCAGCGAGUUAUUCGUCCUUUCAGUCAAUAUUCGGUAUCUUGAGUAUCACAAGACUCUCAGUGGCGGUCAAUCUCGAAAAUGGUUCAUUGAUAACUUUACAUUUCGUUCUCGACAGUGCGAAGAAGAUGAAUGCUUCACCGCUCAAGUAUCAAUUACCGAGUCUUACCUCAAAUAUAUGAAGGGCGCGGUGAUCCGGCUUCUUAAGCAGAACAGCCAGUAUUAUACAUCACGGCGCCAGCUAACAGACCUUGUCUUUGCCAAGGUAAUCGACAUUUUGUCCUGCUUCUGCCAUUCAGGCACCAUGUCCUCAAACGUGACUUCGCACGUAAAUGGAAAUGGCCUUACAAAUGGGCAUAGUCAACAUUUACCCAAAUGCUAUUAUGGGUAUUGUGGCCGACGAUUCACCACCAUGGCGGAACAUGAGACCCACGAAGAAACGCAUGACAUUGUCCCUGAUGGUUUCUCCUGUACCUUUUGCGCCUCGCCUUACUCAAAAGCACAGGACUGGAGAGCGUGUGAAGAAAGUCACACUGGGGACCGAAUCCAGGAUCUGAACGGUAUUUACUGGGUCUGUUCGCUGCUAAACCUUGACAAUGAUUCAGGGCUUUGCAAUACAUCAUUCAAAGUUACGCAACGUUUCGAGUUCGCGGGACACUUGAUAAUGAUGCACGCAACCAACCGCUGCGUUUGGAUCAUAUCCAAAAACAUAUUAUCAAUGGGACAAGACCUCGCUCAUGGCAAUGGCCUCGAGCGGGCGUUACUGAAUAAGCUUCAGGGGAUGAGCAGUAAUCGACAGGUCUCCGUAUCCCUUCAUUCUAUCCGAAUUUCCGAAUAUGUUAGUCAGGAACUCCUGAAUCCUUUCUCAAUCAUCCAGGCUUGCAGCAGCUACAGAAACGCGACUACAUCCUCCUGGUAG
This is a messenger RNA of Colletotrichum lupini, 2028 nucleotides long. RefSeq lists its product as uncharacterized. The transcript is spliced from 11 exons. Gene Ontology annotation, biological process: regulation of transcription by RNA polymerase II. Bases 1 to 2028 code for a protein of 675 amino acids. Lineage: Eukaryota; Fungi; Ascomycota; Sordariomycetes; Glomerellales; Glomerellaceae. Gene Ontology annotation, cellular component: nucleus. The record is from RefSeq and is a predicted model, not a curated record.